UUAAAUAAAACACCCAAAAUGUAAUGAAAAUCAUCCAAAAUGUAUGUUGUGCGUUCAGAUGCCCUGUGUGAACAAAGUCAUGGAACCUUAUGACAAUCAGAUUACAUGAACUUGUAAAUCCGUUCAAUUCGACCAGAACACAACAGGAGGGUUAACAUAAUAUGCAUAUGGACAUAGUAAACUAUGUAUUUGACGUCACACACAGUCAAGAAACAGAAUAUAAGGCUGGAGCUCUUAAUGAAUCUGGGUAACAUUUUGUUUGUGGAUGAGGUUUGAUAUGUGGGCUGAUGCAUCUGGUAGAGUUGACUGUAAUAAAUAAAACGAGAGAGAGAGAGAGAGCGCGAGAGAUAGAGAUGUGAGUUAUUGUUUAGCAGCCACCACGCGGUCGCCGCUCAUUCCACCAGUAUGCAGCAGCACGAGCUGGCCGCCUGUGUGGCGCUGUCCACCCACGUGGUUCUGAAACACGCUCUAGAGCUCAGUGGCAGCGUGCCCACCCCCCCUCUCCCCAUCUAUAUCCGUCGCCUUGACGAGCACGGAUUUUAUUUAUUCUUUCACCUUUAUUAACCAAUAGCAAAGCUGAUGCAUUAUUGUUUUCAUAUUCGUUGUAGUAUUGGGAUAUGAUGUAGGUUACAGCUUGUGAUUGUGUAUAAUGGAAAAUGGUAUCGAGUUUAUUUAUAUAUGUAAUCUCGAUUCAGCUCUCAGGUAAUUAGUUCAUGUCAUGGACAUAUUACAGUGGAGUGAGUGGGUUCCAUGGUCCCAGGGUCUAACACAACUAACAUAUCAGAUAUGAUUUACCAGUUCCUGGGUCCCAGGGUUUGUGUGAGAGAGCGAUAGAUAGAUAGAGAUGGAGAGAGAGAGAGAGAGGAGCAUGUCAUCAGAGCAACCCUUUUCCUUUGCUCUCCAGACCUCCAUACGGGUAUUUUUUAAGCUGGCUGUGCGAUGUAUUAUUAUUCUGAGCCACGUGGGUUGCUUUGACGACAUACUCCUGCUGCGCUUGCUUUCUUUUACCACAGGACGGCAACGGAGAGCCUUUGUCACCCACACAGAUAUCAGGAAGAAUUGAAACGGUGGGAAUGGAUAUAGAAUACUUCGAGAAUAAUGUUGUGUUGUGUGUCUGUUGUGUGUUUGUCCUUACAGUCCCCGCGGUUCCAUGAGUUGUUGCUUAAUCCGUUUUUAAAAGGUAAUUCUGCUGUUUGCUAGAGGAAUCGGAGAUGGAAGGGAGUUCCAUGUGAUCAUGGCUCUGUAUAAAUCUGUGCGUUGCCGUGAAUUCGUUUUGGACUUGGGGACUCUGACGAGACCCCUGGUGGCAUGUAUUGUGGGGUAUAGAUGGGUGUCUGAAAGGCUACUAAUACUAAGUGAUAUGAAUAGUAUAGUAGCAGUACCCAUAGUAUUACACAUUAAAUGGAGUACUGUUUUUCUCUCAUGUUGAAUUGUUAUGGUGCUUCAUAUGUUUCCCAAGAGCUCGUAUUUUCACUGUAUAGCUUUAAAUGACUGGUAAAUCCUGAUUGGUAGCUUGUGUUAGGCGCUGUGCACCAAUAGCAUGCAGAACUGUACAAAGAGAUCUACUCCCUCCCCCCAGCCUCAGCACCGUAACCCUUACAAUGCUCAGAGCUGGAGGAGAAAGAGGGAUGUGCCGAGACACAAAGCGUCUCCAUCACUGUAAAAUAUGAGCGACGUUGACAUUCGAUUACAGAUUGAGUAUCACCACUCCAGCGAAAGGGCGAAUUUUGGGUGAAAUAAUAUAUUCGUUUUGAUGUGUCGUGGAACAAUGUGGAAUAGACUGCCCGUGUGGCAGGUUCUGCUAUGGUGGCAUCUUUUCUUUCUCUUGUGGACUACAAUAGACGGACAGACUCGAUACACCAUCCCGGAGGAACUGAAACAGGGCUCUGUGGUAGGAAAUCUAGCCAAAGAUCUGGUUUUGGGACUAUCUGAGAUUUAUCGUCGUAAAUUACGAAUAACCUCGGAAGCUGGUAAGCAGUAUUUCAGUGUGGAUCUGGGGAAAGGAGAGCUGGUCGUCAGUGAAAGGAUAGACAGGGAGGAACUGUGUGGACAAAGAGUUCCGUGUAUUUUGCCUUUGGAGGUAGUGAUUGAAAAGCCCUUGCAGCUUCACCGAGUUGAUAUUGAAAUACAGGAUAUCAAUGAUAAUUCUCCCAGCUUUCUCACCAAAGAAAAAGUAUUAAAGAUUGCAGAGUCAAUAAACCCAGGCGCAAGAUUUCCACUCGAAUGCGCACUGGAUCCCGAUGUCGCUGCGAACACUAUACGCUCAUACAGCAUUAACAAAAACGACCAUUUCAAAUUGAAUGUCAAAAAUCACAAGGAUGGUAGCAAAACUCCAGAACUGGUCCUUGAAAGGUCUCUCGACCGGGAGAAGCAACCUGUUCAUAAGCUUAUUCUCACCGCUGUAGAUGGGGGUGAUCCAGUGCGUUCAGGAACCUCUGAGAUUAGUAUCAUGGUACUUGAUAUUAAUGAUAACGCACCGCAGUUUGAGAGACAACUUUAUGAGGCUAAUGUUAACGAAAAUGCUGCACCUGGCACUCAGAUUUUACGAGUAAAAGCGACAGACCCGGACGAGGGAUUAAAUGGGGAGAUAGAGUAUGUAUUUGGAGAACAGACGCCAGACUCAGUGACUGCAUUGUUUGAUAUAGAUUCUUCGACAGGAGUGAUUGUAAUAAAAAGACAACUCAACUAUGAGCAGACGAGUUCAUAUAAAUUUGACAUAGUCGCUAAAGAUAAAGGCAACCCGGAGAUGGACGGACAUUGUGAUGUUGAAUUUAAAAUGAUUGACGUCAAUGACAACAUCCCAGAGAUAAUUGUGACGUCUCUAACGACACCUGUUCCAGAAGAUUCGCCUAUCGGAACCGUGAUAGCUUUGAUAGGCGCCAAAGACUCCGACUCCGGGGACAAUGGGAAGGUGCGGUUAAGCGUGUCACCAAAGUCUCCGUUCAAGUUGAACCCGUCGGUAUCUAAGCAUUACACCCUGGUAACUAAUGCUCCUCUUGACCGCGAGCGUUACUCUCAGUAUAGUAUAGAUAUCAGUGCCAGUGAUUCAGGGAAACCCCCUUUAUCCAGCAAGAAAACAAUCAUUGUUGAUGUGUUGGAUGUGAAUGACAAUCCACCGCUAUUCUCUCAGCCCUCGUACACGGUGUACGUCAAAGAGAAUUACGCACCAGGGAAAGUACUGUGUUCAGUCUCCGCCACGGAUUCAGACCUGGGGGACAACGCAAAAACCUCCUUCUCCAUCUUAGACUCCAAAGUGCAGGACGUCUCUGUAUCCUCCUAUGUGUACAUGAACUCUGACAACGGCAGCAUCUACAGCAUGCACUCAUACGACUAUGAGAAACUAAAGGUGUUUCAGAUUCUGGUGCAGGCCAAGGAUCACGGGUCUCCCUCUCUGAGCAGCAACGCCACUGUCCACGUUUUUAUCCUGGACCAGAACGACAAUGCCCCCGCUGUUAUUUACCCCUCCGCUGCCCUGGGCUCGCUCUCUCACCAGAAGAUGCCGCGCUCCGCUAAAGCAGGCCACCUGGUUACUAAGGUAACGGCUGUGGACGCAGACUCGGGCCAUAACGCCUGGAUCUCAUAUAAACUGGUGGAGGCCACAGACGCGUCUCUGUUCAGUGUCAAUCUUUACACGGGGGAGGUGAGGACUAAACGCGCUGCGUCCGAGCAGGACGACUCCUCUCAGAGGCUGCUUAUAGAGAUACAGGAUGACGGGGUGCCGGUCCAGUCCGCCACGGUCACACUGACCAUACUGGUAGAGGACGGGCUCCACGAACCCAUCUUGGAUCUCCGGCAGAAAGCUCCAGAACCCAGUAAGAAAAGCGGGAGAAUCACCCUGUAUUUGAUUCUCUCUCUGGCCUCGGUGUCCGUGCUGUCGCUGGUGACUUUUGUCAUCUUAGCAGUCAAGUGCGUUAGAAACAGCAGGAGCAGCGGUAGUUGCUGCAUGAGACGUGACGACUUGGACGGCUACAAGAACCCCAACAGAAACCUGCAGAUUCAGCUCAACACUGACGGACCGAUUAAGUACGUGGAGGUCCUGGGAGGGGACAUGUUGUCUCAGAGUCAGUCCUUCAGGUCAUGUCUCUCUCCCAUGUCAGAGUUCAGUGAUUUCACUUUCAUUAAGCCCAGCAGCACCACCGACUUUAAGGAGAUGAUCAACGUCCUAGACGCGUCUUUACCAGACAGCGCCUGGACCUUUGAGAGCCAGCAGGUGAGAAGUGACGUAUGAUUUAUUGUGAUGAUAAAGAUUAUCGAAUGUAGGCUGUUUUAUGACGUUAACAUACAGUUUUGUGUUGUAACAUUACACAAAUCAAAGCUAGAUGUUUUGGCAGUAUUUUCAUGACUCGGUAUUUAACAGACUCCAAUCUGUGAAUAAAUGUGCCACUGACGUUUGUGUUCAGUUGUUAUCAUUUAAGCAAUAGGUUAUUUAUUCCAUUUAAAAUAAUGAAUUGUCAGUAUUCAU
Molecule: messenger RNA, 4462 nt
Organism: Oncorhynchus tshawytscha (Chinook salmon)
Lineage: Eukaryota; Metazoa; Chordata; Actinopteri; Salmoniformes; Salmonidae
Product: protocadherin gamma-C5-like
Exons: 1
Coding region: 1754-4228 (824 amino acids)
Biological process (GO): homophilic cell-cell adhesion
Cellular component (GO): plasma membrane
Molecular function (GO): calcium ion binding
Source: RefSeq, a predicted model, not a curated record